Molecule: messenger RNA, 2740 nt
Organism: Heterotrigona itama
Lineage: Eukaryota; Metazoa; Arthropoda; Insecta; Hymenoptera; Apidae
Source: the annotation of a GenBank genome assembly
AUGUAUAGUAAAUUUAAAAUCGGUAUUUUUUAAAAUUAUAGUGAAAAUUUUGUUAGUUAUUGAGUACGUUUGAUUCAGAUUAUAUAAUAUUAGUUAGUAAAAAAAAUUAUUGUUGGCGGGUCUGAUUAUUUCAAGCCUCUUGAAGUAUGCAAUAAAGUAUUUUUCUGUCACGUGGUUGGACAUAUGUCGAUUUUCAAAUAUGUCAGAUGACCGUUAAAGUUAAUUUGUGAAUAUAGGUGAAAAACAGAAAAUGUAAGAGAGCAAUGAAUGAAACUUCAUUUUUUUCAUGUUUUUGAACUAUUUCAUACACCGAAGUUUCAAUAUUUUAAGUUUUGUUUACGUAAGUUUGUAAUUCCUUGGUUUUAAGUUAGGUUACUUUUUAAAUGGAAGAAGCGGCGAUUGAUUCGCCAAAUUCACGUCUAAAUGAUAAUGACCAAAUUAAUGAAACAGACGACGAAAAUUCUUGUACAAAUUACAAUGAUUCAGAAAGUGAACGUGAGAUUUUAUAUGGGGAAUGUACCCCACAACAAGCAUCAACCAACAGACAGAUCAAUAAUUCUAUCUUUAACACCAUAUCUAAAAUUGUUAAUCCCACAGCAAAGGUACCAGAAAUUCAAGAUUUUAAAAUUGUGAAACCAAUAAGUCGAGGUGCGUUUGGCAAAGUUUUUCUUGGAUAUAAAAAAUCAAAUCCUGAGAAAGUAUAUGCUAUUAAAGUAAUGAAGAAAAAUGAGAUGAUAAACAAGAAUAUGGCUUCACAAGUGAUCAUUGAGAGGAAUGCAUUAGCUUUAACACAUAGUCCAUAUUGUGUACAAUUGUUUUAUUCAUUGCAAUCUGUUAGUAGCGUUUAUUUAGUAAUGGAAUACAUGGUAGGUGGGGAUCUUAAAAGCUUGCUUGGUGUAUAUGGUUACAUGGAAGAGUCCAUGGCAUCUUUUUAUACUGCAGAAGUAUGCCUUGCUUUGGAAUAUCUUCAUUCUCAUGGAAUUGUACAUAGGGAUUUGAAACCAGAUAAUAUGCUUUUGUCAAAAGAAGGACAUGUCAAGCUGACUGAUUUUGGGCUUAGUAAAAUAUCUUUGCACAGAGAUCUUGAAAUAUCAGAUUUAGUUAAUUGUACACCCAGUCUUUGCACUAGAACUCCUGGACAACUUCUUUCAUUGACAUCGCAUUUAUCUUUUGGUUCUGGACAAAGGUCCACAAGUGAAUCAAAUCUUAGCGAUAAAAGUACACCUGGUGUUAAUUUACUUUCUGCUUUACAACAAAAUUGUACUAGAAUGCAGUCAUCACCGAAUUCGGUAAUUUCCUCCUUUGCUACAUCAGGAGAUUAUUCCCGAGUAUCUGGUGUUACUCCUUUCCAAUCAGCAGAAGAUCUUCAUUUAACCGAACGUGUCGCCGCUAAGAAUACAGACGAAGACCAAGAAAGUAGUUCUGGAAGUUAUCAUACAUGUGAAGUGUCUUCAGCAAAUAGCCAAAUUAAUCAAAAUUUGGAAGAGGAGGAUGAAUCGACGUUAGAGGCUGAACAAUCUCAACCUCUUCCUCAUACUAGCCCACUGAGUACGUGUAUGAGUACCAGAUGCGCGAAACGAAAAAGAGGUGCAACAGGAGCUACAACUGGUCUAACAUGUGAAUUAAAUGCAUUGGAUUUGCAAUUUGACAAAACACCAAAACGAAAGAAUCGUGGUUGCAUAUUUUCUAGGAGUCCAAUCAAUUCUAAUAUCUCCGAAUCGUUAAAACAACCGAAUAUCAGCGCUGAUAUUACUAGGAUACAAGAAAGUGGAAGAGUUGCAUUCAGUACACCAGUGUCGUUUACAAAACAGAGAUGUUAUAGUGAAGAGGAUGAAGAGAAACGCGAGGAAGGAAGCGUACAUUUGAUCAAGACGACACGAUUUCAACUUCCACCAGCUCUCACGUCAUAUUCGGCUCCCGAGAUAUCUAUAGGCGAUAUUUCGGAUAAACACCGAUCACCACAAGAUAUAUCGCCUAUAAAAACACCAGCGAGUUCUAGUAAUUGUUACACACCUUAUAGAACUCCAAAAUCGGUAAGAAGAGCUGGUAAUAAUCGAUCAGAUGACCGCAUACUUGGAACACCUGAUUAUCUCGCUCCAGAAUUACUUUUGAAACAAGGUCAUGGAUGUGCAGUGGAUUGGUGGGCAUUAGGCGUAUGCCUGUUCGAGUUUUGCACCGGUGUUCCCCCGUUUAAUGAUGAAACACCACAGGCUGUGUUCUCCAAUAUUCUCGCCAGAGACAUUCCUUGGCCAGAGGAAGAAGAAGCUUUGUCAAUGACUGCUGUAAAAGCCAUAGAUACGCUUCUUACUCUGGAUCAGUAUAAACGUCCUUCUGCGCAAGAAGUGCGAGCUAUGAAACUUUUCCAAGAUUUUCCCUGGAACGAGCCGCUGAAAGCAGUGCCGCCUUUUAUACCGCAACCUGAUGAUAAUUAUGAUACAUGCUAUUUUCAAGUGUCUUACUUUCUCUCAAGGAGCCCCAGCCAAUAACUGUACCAGUUCUUCCAGCGUACAGCUGCGAGCCACUCGGCAGGCAGAUGGGUCGAAUUUGUUGCGUGAAUGGAACAGGUUCACUGAGGGUGAGAAGUGCGAUAUCGUUAUAUAGGAUACUGAGCCAAUACACAAAAAUAUCAAAUACGCAUAAAUUUUAUUUAUCGGUAAAAUAUGUCUUCCCUUUGAAGAGUUAUCUGUUGUUAAUUGUAAAGGAAGAUUAUCAAAAUAAGACUAUGAUCUUAAAUUAUUAA